Messenger RNA from Leucoraja erinaceus (little skate), 4543 nucleotides. RefSeq lists its product as uncharacterized. The record is from RefSeq and is a predicted model, not a curated record. The transcript is spliced from 2 exons. Lineage: Eukaryota; Metazoa; Chordata; Chondrichthyes; Rajiformes; Rajidae. The coding region runs from base 2732 to 3967 and encodes 411 amino acids.
AUCCAUUUACUGUGCUUGUCUUAGCAGAGAAGACUAUUACACAGCAGCAGAACUGCAAAGAGCAAGCUGUUGCAUUUGUCUCUAGUGGUGGAUGGUAAGAAUGCUAUCACAUAAAACCUAGGUGUUGGAUGGCAUAUCUAGUGCUGUUGAGACUUUGGUCUCGGGGCAGCACAGUGGUGCAGUGGUAGAGUUGCUGCCUUACAAGGCCCGAGACCCGAAUUUGAUCCUGACUACUGGUGCGGACUGCACGGAGUUUGUACAUUCUCCCUAUGACCAUGUGGGUUUUCUCCGGGUGCUCCGGUUUCCUCCCAAACUCCAAAGACGUACAGGUUUGUAGGGUAAUUGGCUUUGGUAAAAUUGUAAUCGCUGGUUGGUGCAGACUUGGUGGGCCAAUGGGCCUCUUUCUGAGCUGUAUCUCUGGUCUGAGGUCUAAAGUUAUAAUUGUGCCUGAUGCCAUAACCUGCUUCUUCAUGAAACACAGAUGUUUCAUCCAUUGGCGUUGAAUGAGUUCAAGAUAAAUGAAUUUGUUCUGCAACUUCUCUUGCUAUAUAGGGCUUCCAACUACCAACUUCCAUCACUGGCUCACCUGCUACCAUUUACAUUCUAAACACACGUCCUGCUCUACAAAGGCUCUUCACCUCUAUGUUUCGCAUUCCACCCAUGCCCGACGGCAACAGAAGAUUUUGAAUGAGUGAGAAACUGCUUCAACCCCAGUCAGAAAACGCCCCGCAGAGUACUCAAACAUGAGCCAAGUGUGGAAGGAUCCAAGGACAUAUGUAACUGCACCACCAAGCAGAAUAAAUAACUGGGCAAUUAACUAGUUAUUAUUUGGCAAUCCCUUUGCAUCACAUUGACAUGUGCAGCCAUGUUAUAACCCUCUGAUUUAUGUGUGUAGGUUGAAGUGGCAAAACUAGUAUCAAAUAAGCUGCUUCACCUUGCAGCUCUGGAUGUUGUGUGCUCAAAUCUCUUGUGCUUCCUGGCAGACGUUAUCUCAAGUUCAAUUUCUCAGUCUUAUCGAUCCACAUGGAACUGUGCUGCAUGCUUCAGUUUAUCUCCUGUAUAUCUGUCUCAAAAAAGGUCUGAAGUUUAUUUUGAAGAUAUUGUUCUGGCAAACUUUCCUGCAGUGUACAAACUGUAUCUUUUUGCUUUGAUCCCCUUUUGCUGCUGGAACACUUAAAAUCUGGACGUAACAGCAGUUUUUUGGGCAGUUAAGUAUGUGUUUCUACCUUGUUUGUACUCUAUGGCGCAAUGUGACACAAUCAAAUCAGUGUGUGUUAACCUGAUUCAAUAAUAGACUAUUGAUAAAUACCAUAAAAAGUCUAAAAAGUCCAUUUAUUUUUGUACAGCUUUCCUUGCUUACUUUUGAAUUAAACUUUUAAUUUGGAUCAGAACUUGACGCCUUUUUCUCCCCAGUGAAAAGUGACAUUUCUCAAUAUGUAAAUGAAUGUUGCUUUUACAGGAACAAGAUGCAUUCUCACUGCAGUCUCUUGUUAGUCAACAGAAACAGAUUAAGGAGGUUUAUCAUAAAAGGCAUCAUAUGCUGUUAGGUGUUCAGUCUUUUCUGAUGCACCAGCAUAACACACCAUCUGCUACCAUGUAGUGCUAUCAUUGCCUACUCAGUCAAAAAAAAAAAUCCCUACAGAUAUGUGAAUCUGUACAAUGAAAAGUCUUUCAACAAUCCCCUUUGCUUCCAGAAUUUUAUUUUAACUAGUCGUGUGUUUGAAAUCAUUUUAGCUUUGAGGCUGUCAAUUUUUUUUUUUUUUGGAGUCAAGGACAUCUGCACAGAAUGGAAGUUGGAAAGCGUCCAAUCUUUCAUCUUUUAUUUUAUUUUUAUUUGCUCAUUUGUUAUAUGGGUAAAUGCAGGAACCUGAAAUGACACUCUUCACCCAGUAAAGAAAAUCUUCAAAAAUAGUACUCUCCGUUAUAAUGCGUACAAUACCACAAAUACAAGAAUGUGUAAAGCAUAUUAUCAUUUUCAAGGGUGUAUAAAAAACACAGUGGCUAUAACUAAGCCUUCUGUCAUACCUCUGAACAUCAUAUGUAUGAUAAUGUUCAACCAUGUUUGAUUGUGAUGAGUUAACUUGUGACAUUUCUCUGUUAAAGGCGUAGCAUUAAAAUAAAUUGGAGUUAUUAGAAUCACAGAGUAAUACAGUGUGGAGACAGGCCCUUCGGCCCAACUUGCCCACAUCGGCCAACAUGUCCCAGCUACGCUGGUCCCACCUGGUCUAUAUCCCUCCAAAUCUGUCCUAUCUAUGUACCUGUCUAACUGAUUCUUAAAUGUUAGGAUAAUCCCUGCCUCAACUACCUCCUCUGGCAGCUGCUUUCAUACAUCCACCACACUUUGAGUGAAAAAGUUACCCUUCAGAUUCCUAUUAAAUCUUUUCCCCUUCACUUGAAACUUACGUCCUCUGGUCCUCGCUUCACCCACUCCGGGCAAGAGACUGUGCAUCUACCCAAUCUAUUCCUCUCGUGAUUUUAUACGCUAUUUACACCUUCCAUUAUGGCAUUGGAAACCCAGUACUGAAUUGUAAAAUUAAAAAAAAAAAAGAUUAUCAGUGUGGCAAAUAAGUACUUGAAACUAAAACCCCGGUUAUAUUUGAAGGAAAAUUUAACAACUGAUUUCCUGUUUUAUAUCGAAGUCACGUGAAUCUCCCCAAGUGGUAAGGUUUAAAAGUCGAACAGGUGAGUACAAUUGUACAACUAAUUCCGACGUUGGCCGAGGUUUGGCGCGAUGGAUAAACCUAGGGCAAAGGGGAAACGGGCUGCUGAGAAAGCAGCGGCAGCGGACCGCGGAAGUGGAAAAAGCCGACGGCCGCCCGUUUCGACUUCGAUGCUGGCAGCCGCGGGCUACACAGCAACCUCCCAUUCAGCUCCAAGAGGGAGCAGUUCGGCAACCCCGAGUCGGGGCAAGGCCAAAGCUAAAUCAGACAGAAAUGUCCAAUGGAACGAGUCUGGACAGGAAGACACUGCCCCAACAUCUACGAAAGACCGGCUGUCCAAACUAGAGUGGCAACUUGAAAAAUUGAUGGAACGACAUAUGCCCCGUGCUCAGGAGGCAUUAACAGGCGGAUCCAGCCAAAUGCCUGUAGCAGCACCUAGCUCAGGGUUGCAGUACGUCUCCCACUCUGAUGAGGGGAGUAUCGGAGAGUCUUACAGUGGUGACUCCGAUUAUGGGGAUAUCACUAAGAAAUGGGGAUCUCAUGAUUUAAUCGAUGAUAUGCGGCAGGCUCAUCAUAAGGAAGCCAUCCCCUCGGGGACAAGUCAGCCACUAGAGGAAGGGCUGGCCAGGCGCAUCGACUUCUUACUAUCUCAUCAGUUGAAUAAGGAGAUUAUGCUGGAUACGGUUGGAAAAUAUCCCACCCCAGAAAACUGCAAGUCUUUGGAUGUCCCGAAAGUCAAUACUAUCAUUUGGAAUAUUCUCAAGGACAGAGUAAAGUCAAACGAUCUAAAGUUACAACGAAUCCUGAGACUACUAUCUGCAGGUAUCACGGCCUUUGCUAGGUCAGUAGAUGGGGCUCAGCUUUCGGAAGUACAGCAGGAUACGUUGGCACUGUCAUGUAAUGCUUAUUUUGAGAUAAACUGCUUACGGAAAGAUGCCAUUUGGCCCGAAAUAAAUCCUAAAUUUGCACACUUAUGCAGGCCCAGUAAUGUGCAGCCUGCAACAUAUCUCUUCGGAAAAGAUUUCUGCAAGCAAGUCAUCCAGGCUGUUGUGAAUAUGCUUAAAACACCCUAUAAGGGUAAGGCUCCAGUACUCCGGCAAUAUCACCCCUAUAUGACAAGCAGCAGGAAUCAUUUCUCUGAGGCUGGUUGGAGUACCAGGCCUACUCAAUUUAGACCCAGCCAGAGGUCUUUUUUAGGCCUAGGUCCAUCUCGUCCACCUUGGAAGAUGCGCACACCGUACGUUCAGCCUCAGUCCCCAACAGGUCAAAAUGUCAGAGCUAAAGGAAGAAGGCCGAACAAAAUCUAGGGUCUGCUGGCUCUAGUGAUAAACCACCUAUGACCAUUGAGGGAUGCAGCUACAUCGGCGGGAAAUAAAAUGGAGGUUCCGCUGGAUCACAUUCUUGCGACAGCAGAAUGGGCAGAUGAGCGCACUUUUCAGAAGUUUUACAAUAAACCAAUUAACAGGCCUGGUUUAUUUGCUAAAAGAAUAUUGUUAUGUUGAUUAAGACAAGUGUUUAUCCCUGAGGUAAAGGGAUUGCUUCUAUUAAAGCAUGUACAUGUAUGCAAAUUAACAUCAUGUUUCAAUGAAGUAUGUUUUUUCUUUCAACCAUGUAUGGUUAAUCGACGCAGUGUGUCCACAUAUAGACUGGCUCGCUGCAUGAAACCACAGAGCUUUGAAGGCUUCACUUAGUCACUCACGCGACUUUGAUAUAAAAUAGAAAGAUGAAACGUGCCCUCCACUCCCAACCCUGAUUCUCAUAAAGAUCAUCCGCUUAGUCUAGGGUCGUUAAUCUUUCUAUAGUUUAAGUCCUGCAACUGGUUUGUGGUUUCAUACAGUUGCUCUGAAGAUUGACGCGCAUCCGGGCUGGUGGGCUCUUUACGU